AUGAAGAACAUUCCUUAUGCAUCUGUAGUUGGGAGUUUGAUGUAUGCUCAAACUUGCACCAGACCGGACAUCAGUUUUGCUGUCGGAAUUCUGGGGAGAUAUCAAAGUAAUCCGGGAUUAGAUCAUUGGAAAGCUGCAAAGAAAAUUCUUAGAUACUUGCAAGAAACAAAGGAUCACAUGCUCACUUAUCGAAAAUCUAAACACCUUGAUGUGAUUGGAUAUUGUGAUUCUGAUUUUGCUGGAUGUGUUGAUACAAGAAAAUCAACAUUUGGCUACUUAUUCCUUUUAGCUGAAGGAGCAAUUUCAUGGAAAAGUGCGAAGCAGUCCGUCAUUGCUGCAUCCACUAUGGAGGCCGAGUACGUAGCUUGUUUUGAGGCUACUGUUCAUGGAUUAUGGUGGCGGAACUUUAUUUCAGGACUUGGAAUUGUCGACAGUAUAGCCAGGCCGCUGAAAAUUUAUUGUGAUAAUUCUGCAGUAGUUUUCUUCUCUAAAAACGACAAGUAUUCUAAAGAUGCUAAGCAUAUGGAAAUAAAAUACUUUGCCGUUAAAGAAGAAGUUAAGAAACAAAGAGUGUCAAUUGAACAUAUUAGCACACAUCUUAUGAUUGCAGAUCCUUUAACAAAAGGAUUAGCGCCUAAAAAAUUUAAUGAACAUGUUAAUAAUAUUGACAGAAAUAGUCUUGAAAUAAAGACACUAAUGUUGGACCAUUUAUGUUAUCCUUAUUAA
Messenger RNA from Mercurialis annua (annual mercury), 726 nucleotides. RefSeq names its product secreted RxLR effector protein 161-like. The coding region runs from base 1 to 726 and encodes 241 amino acids. The record is from RefSeq and is a predicted model, not a curated record. The transcript is spliced from 2 exons. Lineage: Eukaryota; Viridiplantae; Streptophyta; Magnoliopsida; Malpighiales; Euphorbiaceae.